AUGGCGGCAUCGGAAUCACCAGCAUCGAGUGCCAUUGCCGUCACCUCACACGACACAGCACUCUGCAUCAUCCCUCCCAGCCACCUGUGGUCCUCCAUCGACAAGCUGAGAGCUUUAUACGACAAGGCCUUUGAGAAAUGGCCGCCUCACGUCAAUCUGGUUUACCCUUUCGUGCGUGUCGAAAGCCUAGAGAGGUCGGCCGAGUUGCUCCAGUCCGCCGUGCAGAGUUGGAAACAGCACUCGGCAGACGGGAGACUUCGCAUCCAGCUGGACUCGGCCGGCGUCUUCCCGCACAAACACGACAACACGAUCUACAUUCACGAUAGCGACGAAGACCGCAAUGCUUCUCUGCAAAGACUGCGGAGGGCCGUCUUGCACAGCCUCGGACAACAGGAUGCCAAGUACCAGAUGCAUCUGACUGUAGGCCAGUCUGACGAUCUAGAAGGAGACGCCCAUCAUUUUCUACUGGACAAAGUCGACUCUCUUCCCAGUAUUGAGUGGGAGGCUAGUGAAAUCGCGAUUUUAGUCCGCGAGCGCAUGCAGUUUGACGGCGCGGCCAAGAGCCAGAUGAAGCUAUGGGGCUCCAUCAGCCUGAGUGACGGAUCUCUCUCCCGGGCACAGCGUCCCGUCGGCUUCUAUGAACUAUCCCUCAAGGCAGAGGACAGUGACGAGGAAACGGCCGAGCGAGAUUCUUUGCAGAGCACCGGCCCUUAUUGUUAUAAUGAUAAUACAGGACUUUGGGAAGUCUAUCAACACGAGGUAGACGACACAACGUCCACGCCAGAGAGACUUGUCGUCGGCAGCUACAACGUCCUGGCAGAGUUCACCUGGCCCGUCUCACGUGUACGGUAUCCUCUGUUGAUCAAGAACAUUCUUGCCGACAACGCAACGGCGGAUGUUCUUGUUCUCCAAGAGGUCACCGACGACUUUCUAUCGUGUCUCUUGGACAACGAGGACAUUCGAGAUGCUUACCCCUUUGUAUCUCACGGCCCUCCCGCCCAGUCUGAUAUCGAGCCGCUUCCAAGCCUGCUCAACAUAGUGGUACUAAGCAAAUGGCCUUUCGACUGGGAAUGGGUCUCGUUCAAGCGAAAGCACAAAGGCUCGGUCGUGGUUCGAUUCGCUGACAUUGGUUUCCAAAACGAUGACGAGUUCGUCCCUGUCAUUCUUGCCGCGGUUCAUCUCACCCACGGCCUGACCGAUGGUGCGAUAUCGAACAAGAAGAUUGAGCUACAGCGCAUCUUGAAUUACCUCAGGAAAACAUACCCAGAGAACCCUUGGAUUCUAGCAGGCGACUUCAAUCUGUCGUCUUCAUCUUUCACCAUAGAAGCGGCUUUGAAGAAGAAAGCGAUUUCGGCCUUGACUUCCUCGUAUCUGGCCGGCUUUGACGACAAGUUCCAGGAGUUUGGCUUCAUCGACGCGUGGAGCACUGCCCGCCUCGAGUUUGGCGACUCCUCUGACACGGACGAAGUCUUUGAGGGUGAACAGGGUGCGACCUUCGACCCUACCGUCAAUGUCCUCGCAACCAAAAUCGUUGGCAGCGGCUUCAAUAAUCGUCCCCAGCGAUUUGACCGGAUUCUGAUCAGAGGACAGAGCCUACUCAAAGUCUCCCGGUUCAACAAGUUUGGCUUCCUCAUGGACAAACCGUCAACGGACGACACUGAAGAAGACGAGCUGGAGCCAUCCUUUGCAAGUGAUCACUGGGGUGUACGAUGCACUUUGAGAGUCGGGAGAGACCCGUCUGAGAAGCUGCCUGACGAGACAGACAGCCUAGUUGUUCCGGUCACGCUUACACCAGCUCCGGAGAGUCUUGCAAGUGCUUCUGAAUUGAGCGACACCUUAUCUACGCUGGACGUCUUCCCAUCAGAGGAGGAAGUCUACAGAAGGAAGAACGUUCUUAUUCUCUUGAAGAGCAUUAUCCUCGAAAGUGCGGCUGUCGAAAGUUCAGAUGGUUCCGCUCCCCAGAAGCGACUUAAGCAAUCCCUCAUCCUUGUGCCUUGCGGGUCGUACGGCCUCGGUGUAUGGACAUCCGACUCGGACAUUGACUGCUUGUGCAUUGGCCCUUACAGCUCCCAGACCUUCUUUGCCCUGGCUGUUCAGCGGCUUCGCAAGGCUGCAGAUCGCGGGGUCAGGAUCCUGCGACGAGUGAGAGCAAAUACGGGCACGAUGCUCGAGCUCGAGGUCCAGGGAGUCAAGAUCGACCUGCAGUACUGCCCUGCCACUGCCAUCGCCGAGAACUGGCCUACUGUGCUCAAGCUACCGCCCUCGCACCCGGUCUUCACUCUUUCGACGCAGACGUUGUCCAAGCUCAAGGCAGUGCGCGAUAUGGACUACAUCCGGCGCUCGGUCCCCGACCUGGCCAAGUUCCGCACCGCUCACCGGCUCAUCAAGGCGUGGGCCAGGUCGCGCGGGAUCUACUCGGCCAAGUUUGGCUACCUCGGCGGCAUCCAGGUCUCGAUACUCCUGGCCCGUGUCUGCAAGAUGCUGGCUCGCGAGAGCAAAGGCCCCGUCUCCGUCCCCGACAUGCUGACGACCUUCUUCAGCCACUAUGCGCGCUUCGACUGGAGACACAAGAUGGCCUUCGACCCCUUGUAUCACAGGCAACGUCUGCCGUACACCCGCACUGCCCGCGAGCCGCUGGCUAUACUGGGCUACUUCCCCCCGUCGCUCAACACCAGCCACGCGGCUUCCAUCCCUUCGGUGCGCACCAUCGCAGAGGAAUUCGGCCGCGCCAGCAACCUGCUCUCCGAAGAGGGCAUGACCUGGUCACGGUUUCUCUGCGGCGACACCAACGCCAGCACCACCCCGCCGUCGCCAGCCCUCCUCGACAGCGCCGGCGCCGUAAACUUCACCAGGGCGUACAAGUCCUACGUCAAGAUCGACGUGCAGUACUGGGGCAUCUCGCCCUCCCGGGGCGCCUCCUUCGUCGGCUGGCUCGAGUCCCGCUGCGUCAUGGUCCUCGUCGACCUCCAGCGCCGCCUGCCGGGCGUGCACGCGCGCAUCUGGCCCGCCCGCUUCGUCAGCGCCGAGGACGCCAAGCUCAUCACCGCCGCCGCCAGCAGCGGUGGCGACGACGACGACGAUAGCGCCGCCGCCGCCCCUUCGGCAGAGGCAAGCCGCGACUACCAGGGCUGCUACCUCAUCGGCCUCGAGCCCGCGUCCUCGCACGAGGACAACGCGACAACGACGACGACGGCGCGAGAAGACGCCAAGGUCGCGGCGGGCACGCUGCAGACGGUGCUGCACCGGUUCGAGGAGCAGAUCCGCGGCGACGACAAGUACUUUGACGCCAGGUGCCAGUGGAUGAGCGCCGAGGUCGUCAAGCGCGGCGACCUGGGCGAGCUGUGCGUCGACAACCGCCAGUGGGGCGGCGAGUACUCCCCGGGAGACGAGGAGGAGGAGGAUGAUGACGACGACGACGACGACCAGGAGGAAGGCGCCGAAGCGGAAGAGGCGUUCGAGGCUAGGGGUGGCGACAGCGAAGCGCGUGGAGGUACCAAGAAGGUCAAGAAGGGCGGCAAGAAGGCCACACCGCCGGCCAACGCUGUGGUUUCUCGCGCCGGAGGUUCUGGCAAGCUGAGGUCGGCACUCGAUGUGCUCAGCCGUCUGCGCUGGGACCCGAACCUGGACAGCAGCGAUUAUAUUGUUGGCUAUGAGGACAGGUUCACCGGGGCUAGAGAGAAGCCCCUGGAGCAGUGGAAGAGCGAGCAGACAGAUGAGGAGUUCAUCCCGCAGCACCGGGUCCUCUAUUUCAAGCGCCAAAGCGAUGGAGUCAUUGUAUGGGAGCGGAGGACCCGAAAGGAUGAGCUCUUUGGAAGUGGGAACUGA
Messenger RNA from Thyridium curvatum, 3825 nucleotides. RefSeq lists its product as uncharacterized. The coding region runs from base 1 to 3825 and encodes 1274 amino acids. The record is from RefSeq and is a predicted model, not a curated record. Gene Ontology annotation, cellular component: nucleus. NCBI's taxonomy places the organism in Eukaryota, Fungi, Ascomycota, Sordariomycetes, Thyridiales, Thyridiaceae. The transcript has a single exon. Gene Ontology annotation, molecular function: poly(A) RNA polymerase activity; RNA binding.